AUGUAGUCUACGGACGGUGUAAACUGUCACACAAAACAGGUGAAAAUACGAUACGUGCGUUAACCUGCCCAUCUCUGGAGGAGUGUUGUAGCCUUAACGCAUUCGGUGUUGUCUGCAAGGGCACGAUCCUGUCUUGGUUUCCUAGUCCAGAGCACAGAUCUAGAUCUCAUCUGACUGAGGAGACAAUCCCUCCACCAGCACCAUGCCCAUUAUCAGCAAUGCCAACCGGGACUUCAGCAACCUCUCUGUCAGCACAGACGACAGCAGCCUCGACCGCUUCUUCACCGAGAUUCCAGAGACCGAGAGCGUCAAAGGGGUCUACUACAAGCGGGCCCAGUUCCUCCGGGAGCCUGAGGCCCUUGGCAAAGUGGACCACGAGCAGCUGGCCCUGAUCAACGUGGGGGGUGACCGCUACGCUUUCCCCUGGAGCACACUGGACGAGUUCCCGCUGACGCGGCUGGGCCAGCUGCGCUUCUGCCGCAGCCGCAGCGACAUCUGCCGCCUGUGCGACGACUAUGACGAGGCGCAGCGCGAGUACUUCUUCGACCGCAGCUCGGCGGCGUUCCGCAUCAUCCUCAACUUCCUGGCGGCGGGGCGCCUGCGACUGCUCCGCGAGGCGUGCGUCACGUCGCUCUGGGACGAGCUCAACUACUGGGGAGUGGACCCGUGCAACAUGGAACGCUGCUGCCGCCGCCGCAUGAUGACCCACGUGGAGGAGACGGCCGAGCGCAGGCGCCACGACGAGGAACUGCAGCAGCGCCGACUGGCCCUGUUGCAGCGCCCCCUAGAGGAAAAGGGCUGCCGCAGGGUGAUGUCCAUGCUGCGGGACAUGGUGGAGAACCCAGAGUCGGGCUGGCUGGGCAAGGCCUUUGCUGUCUUCUCCGUGGUGAUGAUCACUGUGACCGUCAUCAGCCUGUGCAUCAGCACCAUGCCUGACCUCAGAGAGGAGGAGAGGAGGGGUGAGUGCUCUCAGAAAUGUCAGCACAUGUUUAUAAUAGAGACCAUCUGUGUGGUCUGGUUCUCGCUCGAGUUUGUGCUCCGCUUCGUCCAAGCACGCAGCAAGCUGGCCUUUGCCCGCGGGCCGCUUAACAUCAUCGACGUUGUGGCCAUCCUCCCGUACUACAUCUCUCUGAUUGUGGACGAGAGAGACAAGGCGGAGGACGAGGUGGUCAGCGGCGGGGGCGGCCGUGGCUACCUGGACAAGCUGAGCCUCAUCCUGCGCGUGCUGCGCGCGCUGCGCAUCCUCUACGUGAUGCGGCUGGCGCGCCACUCGCUGGGCCUGCAGACGCUGGGCCUGACCAUGCAGCGGAGCACGCGGGAGUUCGGCCUGCUGCUGUGCUUCCUGUGCGUGGCCGUGACACUUUUCUCGCCGCUCGUGCACCUGGCCGAGAGCGAGCUGGGCUCGGCGCCCACCACAUCCACGGCGGGCAUGGGCGCCCAGAGCUUCACCAGCAUCCCCGCCACCUACUGGUGGGCCAUCAUCUCCAUGACGACGGUGGGCUACGGCGACAUGGUGCCCAACAGCAUCCCUGGCCAGCUAGUGGCGUUCAGCAGCAUUGUCAGCGGCAUCCUCAUCAUGGCCUUCCCCGCCACCUCCAUCUUCCACCGUUUCUCCCGCUCCUACCAGGAGCUCAAGCAGGAGCACGAGCUCAUGUACAAGGCCGAGCUGAAGGAGGAGCGCAUCGCCAACCUGGCGGCCCUAGCCUCCGAAGACGCGCUGAGAGCGGGCGGGAGGCCUCUUCUGUUCCCGGAGCGGGUGUGUGAAGACAAUGCUGUGAAGAACUGGGACAGUGGGAAGGCCUCACAUGAGUAUCAGCCACUUACACCAAGCUCCGGAAAUUGUUAUUCUUACUUUUAAUAUACUCUGCCGUGUCUGUCACAUUGUCGCAAAUUGUCCAUUCUUACUUCCAAUGCAUGAUUGCUCUCCAACACUGAUUGGUGGAAAGUAGUUUAAAAUUGGUCUGUUUUUUGUUUUUAUUGCUAUUUCAGAAUAAUACACUUUGCAUGUUUUAUUGCUUGUGUGUUUAAGAAUAUAUUUUCUGAAUACAAUGUAAUAUAAUAUUCUGAAUAUAAUGAUGUCAUAUUAUAUAAAAUUCAAUUAACUGUGGAGGUGCGAUGAGCACAAUCAAAACAGGUAAAAAGCUUGAGGGUAUUUUUUAGCUUGUGGACAUUUCUUCCCUAGUUAAGUAAGCACAGUGUUUUCAGAGAUUGCAUCAUCACUGAUUUAAACUGUUACAUAAAGACAACUGUGCUAUUUUGAACAUUUUAGCGCUGAAUGAAAAAUUGUGGUUAUGAAAAAACAAUUUAACCUUCAGACAAUUUUAGAGUAGUGUGGAAAAGCUGAAAUGUAUUAUAUUGAUACAGGUCUCUCUCCACUUCGCAUGUCAGACUGUGUCAUAGCAACAUGGAAAGAUGCAGAGCCUUUAAGGUGCUUUUCCUCUCAAGGGCCUGCUCUAUGGUAACUGAACGUGAAGCAGAGAAGGUCUCAGGUGUAUCUGCACAGGAGCUUGUUUUUGAAUUUUUGUUUUCUAAAUAAAUGUUUAGUGGGACACUUCUGUGAAA
Molecule: messenger RNA, 2562 nt
Organism: Alosa alosa (allis shad)
Lineage: Eukaryota; Metazoa; Chordata; Actinopteri; Clupeiformes; Clupeidae
Gene: kcng4b
Product: potassium voltage-gated channel, subfamily G, member 4b
Exons: 3
Coding region: 203-1858 (551 amino acids)
Biological process (GO): potassium ion transmembrane transport; protein homooligomerization
Cellular component (GO): membrane; voltage-gated potassium channel complex
Molecular function (GO): delayed rectifier potassium channel activity
Source: RefSeq, a predicted model, not a curated record